UUUGGUCGUCUGCAGCUGCGGGACGAUAACCACUAUCGAUAUCCACUCACCAACCCAGUUGGAUUCCAUCUCUAGUCAGCUGUUUGUCUGGUCUUGUUGUGUAACAAAACUAAACGCGUUUAUUUUCUGCACCAAGAUGUCCGCUUCCGCUGCCCGAGGCUCUACAUCGCUGCUGAAGCGCGCCUGGAAUGAGAUUCCUGACAUCGUCGGCGGAUCCGCUUUGGCCCUUGCCGGGAUCGUGAUGGCCACCAUCGGAGUUGCCAACUACUACGCCAAGGACGGUGACAACCGGCGCUACAAACUUGGCUACGUUGUCUACCGCCACGACGAUCCACGUGCCCAGAAGGUCCGCGACGACGAGGAUGACUAGAGGACUACCUCCAGGUCGGGCGGCUCUCAUCUUUGAUUUUUUUUUUGUUUACGCUAUAGCUAAGUAAAACAAACAACUAAAUGUACAAAAGGCA
Molecule: messenger RNA, 464 nt
Organism: Drosophila eugracilis
Lineage: Eukaryota; Metazoa; Arthropoda; Insecta; Diptera; Drosophilidae
Gene: NdufA3
Exons: 2
Coding region: 137-370 (77 amino acids)
Source: RefSeq, a predicted model, not a curated record